Messenger RNA from Bactrocera oleae (olive fruit fly), 2544 nucleotides. RefSeq lists its product as uncharacterized. Lineage: Eukaryota; Metazoa; Arthropoda; Insecta; Diptera; Tephritidae. Gene Ontology annotation, molecular function: ATP hydrolysis activity; ATP binding. The record is from RefSeq and is a predicted model, not a curated record.
UCUAUUUUUCUCGCUUAUUCGCCGUAGUUAUAACAAUUAAGCGAAUUUGCCGGGUUGUUGCAAAACAGCUGAAUAUGACAUUUCAAAAUAGCUCAUUUCUUUAAAAUGUGUUUACAUUUAUGAAAUAUUGUAAAAGGACUCAGUAAUUAAUAAUGAAGUUUAAUUUGGAUCAGAAUCUAACCGUGUUACCUCUACACAUAAUUGAAGAAUUCACAUUUCAGAAAUGCUUGCUGCCCAAAAAAUUGUUUAUGAAAUACGGCUUACAUACAGGCGCUUGGAUGAAAUGCUCGGUGGAAGGAACUAGCUUCCACACCAGCUUUUUUCUAUGUCAAGUUUAUCCUCGAGAUAUUAAUGUAAAUUGUUGUUAUUUAGACUAUGGUGUUGGCACUGCAUCUCUUUUAGAAAAGGGAUGCAUGUUAUGCAGCCUAGAAACAAUAGACUUUCAAGAAACAGAUAUAGAACAGGUUACUAUAACGUUGGAAAUCAAAGAAAGCUUCUUCAAAAGUCGACUUCGCAAGUUAUCUACAAGCAUGCUGACUAUCGCCAUGAAGCAGAUAUUAACACCACUUAAUUUGUUUGUAGGGAGCGUUGUGCGCACUAAAAUUUGUGAAAAUUUUGGAAUAUCUGCUAUCUAUAUUGACUCAUGUAUAAAUGCAAAUGAAAACACAAUUUUCCAAUUGAAUAGUCAAACAAAGUUGUGUUUUAACAACAUAUAUAUGGGUGGCAAAUCGAAUGCAUCGGUGGUAAUGCCAUUUUUCGAACAUGGCUACGAAGGCGUUUGGAAAGAAAUUGAAGAUUUAUUGUGUAAUAGCAGGCUACGUAGUACGCAAAUCGAAUCUAAUAGUAUACGCCCGCAUCUAAACGCCCUACUUAUCGGUCCACCAGGUUGUGGCAAAACAGCCAUACUGAAUGCAUUUGUCGAGAAGCAUAAAUGCAAUUGUUUCUAUAUUUCCACGGAAAAUAUUUUACAAGAGUAUCCUGGUGAUGCCGAAGCACAAUUGCGUAAAGGAUUCGAAACUGCUUUAUAUUUAACUACAAAACUGAAAUCUAAAAAUCCUACCGUAAUUAUCUUCGAAAAUAUUAACUUGUUAUGUCCCGUCUCGAAUAAUGCAUCCACCAAAGAUACAAGCAACUCAAAUCUUAUAUGCGUACAAUUGGUUAAGCUACUUGACGAGCUUCAUAAUUCGAAUGCUAAUAUAUUAUGUAUAGCGACUACAUCAAAUCCAAGUACCAUAAAUGCCAGCGUACGUCGACCUGGACGCUUCCAACAUGAAAUCAUCAUUGAUUGGCCAAAUGAACAGACACGCAAAAGUUUAUUUAAUGCAAUGUUCGAGUUCAGUCAAUCAAAACCAUUUCUGAAGCCAAAGAAACUUGACGUGGAACUACUCGACUUAGUCGGCAAAAGUACACAAGGCUUCGUCGCAGGAGAUCUGGCGCUAUUGGUACAAAAUGUAGAACAAAAUCAAGUAAAGCAAGGAAAAGAAUACGACAUUGCACAUUUCGUAAAGUCGGCACUAAAAAGCGUAAGACCUGCUGCGAUGCACACGGCCGAUGUUAGAGUAUAUAAAUUUUUGGACGGUUUCGAAACUAUCGGUGGUAUGGAUAAGCUUAAACGUACGUUGGAAGUUAGUAUUUUGGCAGGUCUGCGUAAGCAAGAAAAGUUUAGAAAAUUCGGUCUAAAAUUACCAAAAGGCUUACUGCUAUAUGGCCCUCCGGGUUGUGCGAAAACGACUUUUGCGAAAUGUCUGGCCAAAGAAGCGGACAUGACGUUUAUUUCCAUAGCAAGCGCAGAUGUUUACUCGCCUUACGUUGGUGCAGCAGAAAAGUUUAUUGUACGAAUUUUCGAUACCGCACGAAAAAAUGCACCUUGUUUAAUAUUUUUUGAUGAAAUCGAUACGCUGGCCGGUCGACGUCCCAUUAGUUCAAAUAGCUCAAGUGAUGUACAGGUACGUAUACUCUCAACUCUAUUGACUGAAAUGGAUGGUGUUAUAGACGAUUCGGAUGAGAAUAGCCAGCAAAUACUCGUCGUCGCAGCUAGUAAUCGGCCAGAUAUGAUUGAUGACGCCCUAUUGCGGCCUGGCCGUUUAAGUAAACAUAUAUAUGUGCCAGCACCCGAUUUACAGUCGCGUAUAUCCAUUUUACAGUUAAUUGCCAAACGUAUGCCUUUUUCAGAAGAUGUUAAUGUAAUUAAAAUUGCCGAAGGCACAAAGCUUUACACAGGCGCCGAUAUGUGUAAUCUUUGUAAUGAGGCUGCAUUGUUAGCUUUUGAAAGAUUGAGUGCGGAAAGUAGUGUAGAGGAUUAUAAAAUUAACGCGAAAGAAUUCGAUUUCGCUUUAAAAAAUUCGAAAUCGUCACUCUCGAUAAAUCAACUGAGCUUGUAUGCGAAUUUUCAAAAAAAAAGUGAGACUAAAUAAUGAGAAUAGCUGAAUAUGUUGUAAUUGAAUUGCUUUAACAAACAUGUAUGUAAAUACUUUUAUAUUGGUAUUUAAAAUAAAUGCUUGAAAGUGGGAGUUGUUCACUUCGUCUUCCACGUUAAUUAAUAAA